CGAGACCCGGACUGCCGGAUCGGCCGUGGCUGUGCUGCCAGACAGAAACGUGACUUUCACAUGACAGAUCGCCAUUUGAGCUUUUCGAGUGGAAUAUCACCUCGCAUCACCUCACAUUGCCUCGCAUCGCCUCGCCUCGCAUCGCAUCGCAUCGCCUCGCAGCCAUCGCCUCGCAGAUGAAUGCCAAGUGUUGUCUUCGCCUCCUCCAUCCCAGACAAGGUCUGCCCGCGCUUCGUCCAGCGCCGCAUCAAUGCGACGCCAGUCGCCGAUCGACUCUGCCCACUCUUGCCAGCCCGAUCACCCUGCGUCCGUUUACAUGCUCCAGCAAGGCCCGCUUGGCCUCGGCUCCGUCCCAGGCAAGGUCUGGCAGCAAGACGGUCGAGCCCUGUCCCAUCAAGCUCUUUGCUCCGGUCUAUGCAGACCUUCCGGUAUUUCCGAUCCGUUCGGCCAACGUCGAUGUCAUCCAGACUCCCUCCGAUUUCUACAACGAGCUCAAGAAUGGAAUCCGGAGGGCCAAGAAGCGCAUAUAUCUGGCAUCGCUAUAUAUUGGAUCUGAGGAGACCGAGCUGAUCAGCGUCCUGCGAGAAAGCCUUGCCAGCAACCCCGAUCUCCAAGCUCAUGUGCUGAUUGACUGUCUGCGAGGGACCCGCGGCGGGAACAGCGCCAGCUCGGCUUCGUUGCUGCAGCCGCUGGUCGAUGAGUUUCCCGGCCGGAUACUCGUGUCGCUCUACCACACCCCCAACCUGAAAGGUCUGACCAAGCAAAUUGUGCCGCGGAGGUUUAACGAGGCGUUUGGGCUGAUGCAUCUCAAGAUCUAUGGAUUCGACGACGACGUGAUCAUCAGUGGAGCCAACUUGAACCGGGACUAUUUUGUCAACCGCCAAGACCGCUAUGUGCUCUUUCGAAAUACGCCCGAACUUUCAAAUUACUUCCAAGACCUGAUGUCGACAAUAGCCGAGUUCUCUCACCGCCUCACGACCCCGCUGCCACAGGAGCGUGAGUUCCACAACCAAGGCAAGCUAUUGGACGAAUUCCGAGCUCGGUGGAUUGAGCGCACCAAGGAGACUCGGGCUCUGGUGAUGAACAGCAGCGAUGUCGAUAACCAGCACGACACGGUGCUUGCCCCCGUGAUCCAGAUGGGUCUCUUUGGUGUGCGCCAAGAUCAACAAGCCAUCACAACCAUCCUCAAGCUCGCCAGCCAGAGCUGCAGCCGCGAUGCCAAAUGGGCGGUCCAUCUGAGCUCGGCAUAUCUGAACUUCCCCAAGGUGUAUGCACAGUUGAUUACCAAAUCCACCGCCCUCUUCAAGAUCAUCACAUCGGCUCCAGAGGCGAACGGAUUCUAUGGAUCAAAGGGGGUCUCGCGCCAUUUGCCGGCAGCAUACACGUACAUGGAGAAGCUGUUUCUUCGCCAACUGAAGGGCGCCGGGCGCAGCGAAAGCGUUGAACUCUAUGAAUACAAGAAGGACCGCUGGACCUUUCAUGCCAAAGGCCUCUGGUGCACGCCGCCACAGCAGAAGCAUCCAGUGUUGACUGUCGUUGGUUCGUCCAAUUUUGGGCAACGCUCGAUGGACCGUGAUCUGGAGGCGCAGGUCGUUCUGAUCACAAAGAAUGCCGAAGUUUCAAAGAAGCUCGGACAGAAUCUGGAAUUUAUUAUGCACACAACUAGCAUCGUCGACGAAGCCACGCUGGAUCGACCUGAUCGCCAGGUUCACUAUCUUGUCAAGCUAGCCGCACGGCUGAUCCGAACUAUGCUGUAGAUCAUCUGGAUCAAGCUAUUGAAGGCCUGGGCUGUGGCACAAUUCGAACCCACGGAGGCAGCAACACCUAUGCAGAACGCACAGCUCCGAGAGCGAGCAGCCCCACACGAGGGCACAUCUAUACAGACCCCACGGAUCUGCAACGGCGAGAGCGAAGGAUGCACUCGCUGUACGUAUGGUGAAUACAUGCCAAGAGCUGCGUUAUCCAUCGCGCGGAUAGCAGAGCCACCGCAGGGAGAGUUGCGAUGGCGUGGAAGUGCAGACGAGAGGGCUGGACUGGAUGUGGCGCAGACUGGUG
Polychytrium aggregatum is the source of this 2055-nucleotide messenger RNA. RefSeq lists its product as uncharacterized. NCBI's taxonomy places the organism in Eukaryota, Fungi, Chytridiomycota, Chytridiomycetes, Polychytriales. The record is from RefSeq and is a predicted model, not a curated record. The coding region runs from base 177 to 1757 and encodes 526 amino acids. The transcript is spliced from 7 exons. Gene Ontology annotation, cellular component: mitochondrion. Gene Ontology annotation, molecular function: CDP-diacylglycerol-glycerol-3-phosphate 3-phosphatidyltransferase activity. Gene Ontology annotation, biological process: cardiolipin biosynthetic process.